AUGCAAUCGUUCAUUAUUUUUGUCCUCCUUCUUGAUUUUAUUUCUCCUUGUCUAUGUACAAGAUUGAAUAUUGGAACACAAAAUGGUAUUUAUAAUGUAAUGAAUUAUGGUGCACAUGGCGAUGGAAAAUCUGAUGAUACACAAGCAUUUGCAAGUACAUGGAGCAAUGUGUGCAAUUCAGUAGGGAUGUCAACACUAGUUAUACCAGCAAAAAAAACAUUCUUGGUGACAAAGUUACACUUCAGCGGUCGUUGCAAAGGCAAAAUUCACAUUCAGUUUGAAGGGAAAAUAGUUGCACCAUCUAGAGAAGCAUGGAAAGCUGGGGAAAGUUUGAUUUCCAUCGAGAAUUUAAAUGGACUCACAAUUGACGGCAAUGGCCAAGGAGGAGCCGAUGGAGGUGGUUCAACAUGGUGGCAAUGUUCUGGUUGUCAACGACCUGGGGUCUUGCAUUUUCAUUCUUGCAAUGAUCUUAGUGUUAGUAACAUAAAGAUCACUAAUAGCCCAAGAAGUCAUGUAUCGGUUAAUAUGUGCAAUGGUGCAACAUUUUCUCAUAUAUCCAUAGAUUCCCCUCCUACUAGCCCCAACACUGAUGGCUUUGACAUUUCUUUUUCUAGUAAUAUCUUAGUAAAAGAUUCCAACAUAAAAUCUGGUGAUGAUUGUAUUGCCAUCAAUGGUGGCUCCUCUUUUAUCAAUGCUACUGGGGUUACUUGUGGACCAGGACAUGGGAUAAGUGUUGGCAGUCUUGGUAAAACAAGACCUAAUGAUCAAGUUUCUAAUGUUAAUGUACGGAAUUGCACCUUCAUCGGGACUUCAAAUGGAGGAAGAAUAAAGACAGCUCCGGGAGGUUCGGGUUAUGCAAAACAUAUUACAUUUGAAAAAAUCAUUCUAGUUAAUGUUAAGAACCCAAUAAUUAUAGAUCAGCAUUAUCUUCAAGAUAUGGAGCUGGAUACAGAUGUUUCGGUAAGUGAUGUAACAUAUCGAGGAGUUUAUGGAACUUGUGAUGGCAACAUAGCUGUUAAUUUAGAUUGUAGCUCCAAGGUUUCAGCUAUUUGUCACAAUGCCUAUGGAACUGCUACAAACACCAUUCCAAGUGUCCCUUGCCUACUUCAUUAA
This is a messenger RNA of Trifolium pratense (red clover), 1113 nucleotides long. Its product is annotated as probable polygalacturonase At3g15720. Gene Ontology annotation, biological process: carbohydrate metabolic process. NCBI's taxonomy places the organism in Eukaryota, Viridiplantae, Streptophyta, Magnoliopsida, Fabales, Fabaceae. Gene Ontology annotation, molecular function: polygalacturonase activity. The coding region runs from base 1 to 1113 and encodes 370 amino acids. The transcript has 9 exons. The record is from RefSeq and is a predicted model, not a curated record.